Molecule: messenger RNA, 601 nt
Organism: Orcinus orca (killer whale)
Lineage: Eukaryota; Metazoa; Chordata; Mammalia; Artiodactyla; Delphinidae
Gene: HYPK
Product: huntingtin interacting protein K
Exons: 4
Coding region: 173-538 (121 amino acids)
Biological process (GO): negative regulation of apoptotic process; protein stabilization
Source: RefSeq, a predicted model, not a curated record
AAGUCUGAAAGGCGUACUGGUUUCCUCGCUGAAGUUCUAGAACCAGAGCACCAAAGAAGGUGUGGCCCACGGCCGGUCCCGCCUCCUCCUCUCCCGGCGGAAGUUGCGAGGUAGUUACCGGAAGUCUACCUGAGGCGGGGCCGGGCCUCUGGCGCGGCCUGGUGGGAUCGACAUGGCGACAGAGGGGGACGUGGAGCUAGAGUUGGAGACUGAGACCAGCGGCCCGGAGCGGCCUCCAGAGAAGCCACGGAAACAUGACAGUGGGGCGGCGGACCUGGAGCGAGUCACCGACUAUGCUGAAGAGAAGGAGAUCCAGAGUUCCAAUCUGGAGACGGCCAUGUCCGUGAUUGGGGAUAGACGGUCCCGGGAGCAGAAAGCCAAACAGGAGCGGGAGAAGGAACUGGCAAAAGUCACUAUCAAGAAGGAAGAUCUGGAGCUGAUAAUGACAGAGAUGGAGAUCUCGCGGGCAGCAGCAGAACGGAGCUUGAGGGAACACAUGGGCAACGUGGUAGAGGCUCUUAUUGCCCUAACCAACUGAUUUGUGUUUUCUCAGACCUACCCACUGGAUUAACUUAUUUCAAUAAAGAUGUUUUUUUUUUUU